Molecule: messenger RNA, 4390 nt
Organism: Pelmatolapia mariae (spotted tilapia)
Lineage: Eukaryota; Metazoa; Chordata; Actinopteri; Cichliformes; Cichlidae
Gene: grna
Product: granulin a
Exons: 27
Coding region: 62-3784 (1240 amino acids)
Cellular component (GO): extracellular region
Source: RefSeq, a predicted model, not a curated record
GGCGAGACUCUUGUGAAACACCUACUCACAACAGCCCUUCUGUUCAUUUUUUUCAAUAAAGAUGCAGAAGUGGGUUGUGAUCUGCUGGGCCGUCCUGGCUGUGGUUGGUGCUGAUGUGUGUCCAGAUGGAGGGCUAUGUAAAGAAGGGGAAACCUGCUGCAACAGCCCAGCAAACGGUUACGGGUGUUGCCGAUAUGAAAACGCUGAGUGCUGUGAUGAUCACAUCCACUGCUGUCCAGCGGGAACAGUCUGUAAUAAAGCCGUAUCUGGCUGUAUUAAUACCACCCUGACCAUCCCCUGGGUGAACAGAACCCCUGCUGAUCAGCCCAAACUCUUUAAAUCACUCAGGAUGGUCAAGGCGUACGAGUUACGGGAAGACGACAACAUCUGCCCCGACCUGUCUCGAUGCCCUGCUGAGUAUUCCUGUCUGAAGGGUGUGACGAAGUUUGGCUGCUGUCCUCUAACUCAGGGAAUCUCCUGCCCCAAUGGCAAACACUGCUGCCCUGAGGGCCACAACUGCAGCGCAGACAGCCGCGCCUGCAUCAAAAAAGAGUUCGUGGUUACAGUUCUGUGCAGCGAUGGCGUUUCGGAGUGCCCAGAUGGUACCACCUGCUGUGAAACAACAGAAGGCAAAUGGGCAUGCUGUCCACUACCAAAGGCCGUGUGCUGCGCUGACAAGAUACACUGCUGCUCUGAAGGGACCACGUGUGAUGUCGAGCAUUCCAAAUGCAUUCACUCUUCUACCAAGAAAGAGAUGCCAAUGUGGGCAAAGCUCCCUGCCAGAGUGAGAGCAGCUUGGGAAAACCAGAAAGAAGUGCCAGCUGAGGCAGUGAAUAACACAGGAACAGAAAACGCCCCCAAAGUCACCACAGCCAAUCUGCUUCCUCCAUCUGGCAACAAUGUCAAAUGUGAUGACACAAAAUCCUGUCCUGAUGGCAAUACCUGCUGUAAAACCAAAGAUGGUAGCUGGGGCUGCUGUCCUCUGCCAGAGGCAGUCUGCUGUGACGAUCACGAAACCUGCUGCCCAAGCGGCACCACCUGUGACACGGCCACCGGGUCCUGCAAUGGCCCAUCAGGCUCAACACCCAUGCUAAAGAAGCUGCCUGCGUUUCUUACUGGAGGAAGACCAGCGGAGGAGAAGAAGAAAGAAAAAGAAGGCAACAAUGUCAAAUGUGAUGACACAACAUCCUGUCCUGAUGGCAAUACCUGCUGUAAAACCAAAGAUGGUAGCUGGGGCUGCUGUCCUCUGCCAGAGGCAGUCUGCUGUGACGAUCACGAAACCUGCUGCCCAAGCGGCACCACCUGUGACACGGCCACCGGGUCCUGCAAUGGCCCAUCAGGCUCAACACCCAUGCUAAAGAAGCUGCCUGCGUUUCUUACUGGAGGAAGACCAGCGGAGGAGAAGAAGAAAGAAAAAGAAGGCAACAAUGUCAAAUGUGAUGACACAACAUCCUGUCCUGAUGGCAAUACCUGCUGUAAAACCAAAGAUGGUAGCUGGGGCUGCUGUCCUCUGCCAGAGGCAGUCUGCUGUGACGAUCACGAAACCUGCUGCCCAAGCGGCACCACCUGUGACACGGCCACCGGGUCCUGCAAUGGCCCAUCAGGCUCAACACCCAUGCUAAAGAAGCUGCCUGCGUUUCUUACUGGAGGAAGACCAGCGGAGGAGAAGAAGAAAGAAAAAGAAGGCAACAAUGUCCCAUGUGAUGACACAACAUCCUGUCCUGAUGGCAAUACCUGCUGUAAAACCAAAGAUGGUAGCUGGGGCUGCUGUCCUCUGCCAGAGGCAGUCUGCUGUGACGAUCACGAAACCUGCUGCCCAAGCGGCACCACCUGUGACACGGCCACCGGGUCCUGCAAUGGCCCAUCAGGCUCAACACCCAUGCUAAAGAAGCUGCCUGCGUUUCUUACUGGAGGAAGACCAGCGGAGGAGAAGAAGAAAGGAAAAGAAGGCAACAAUGUCCCAUGUGAUGACACAACAUCCUGUCCUGAUGGCAAUACCUGCUGUAAAACCAAAGAUGGUAGCUGGGGCUGCUGUCCUCUGCCAGAGGCAGUCUGCUGUGACGAUCACGAAACCUGCUGCCCAAGCGGCACCACCUGUGACACGGCCACCGGGUCCUGCAAUGGCCCAUCAGGCUCAACACCCAUGCUAAAGAAGCUGCCUGCGUUUCUUACUGGAGGAAGACCAGCGGAGGAGAAGAAGAAAGAAAAAGAAGGCAACAAUGUCAAAUGUGAUGACACAACAUCCUGUCCUGAUGGCAAUACCUGCUGUAAAACCAAAGAUGGUAGCUGGGGCUGCUGUCCUCUGCCAGAGGCAGUCUGCUGUGACGAUCACGAAACCUGCUGCCCAAGCGGCACCACCUGUGACACGGCCACCGGGUCCUGCAAUGGCCCAUCAGGCUCAACACCCAUGCUAAAGAAGCUGCCUGCGUUUCUUACUGGAGGAAGACCAGCGGAGGAGAAGAAGAAAGGAAAAGAAGGCAACAAUGUCCCAUGUGAUGACACAACAUCCUGUCCUGAUGGCAAUACCUGCUGUAAAACCAAAGAUGGUAGCUGGGGCUGCUGUCCUCUGCCAGAGGCAGUCUGCUGUGACGAUCACGAAACCUGCUGCCCAAGCGGCACCACCUGUGACACGGCCACCGGGUCCUGCAAUGGCCCAUCAGGCUCAACACCCAUGCUAAAGAAGCUGCCUGCGUUUCUUACUGGAGGAAGACCAGCGGAGGAGAAGAAGAAAGAAAAAGAAGGCAACAAUGUCAAAUGUGAUGACACAACAUCCUGUCCUGAUGGCAAUACCUGCUGUAAAACCAAAGAUGGUAGCUGGGGCUGCUGUCCUCUGCCAGAGGCAGUCUGCUGUGACGAUCACGAAACCUGCUGCCCAAGCGGCACCACCUGUGACACGGCCACCGGGUCCUGCAAUGGCCCAUCAGGCUCAACACCCAUGCUAAAGAAGCUGCCUGCGUUUCUUACUGGAGCACCGACUACAGUGCAGCCUACAACUGAGAGUCCAACAACAAGCUCUAAACCAGAGGAGGAGGAGAAAGAAGGAGAAGGCAUGAUUAACUGUGAUGCCAACACCAGCUGCCCUCAGUCGACCACGUGCUGCUACAUGAAGAAUUUUGAGAAGUGGGGCUGCUGCCCGCUGCCUGAGGCGGUGUGCUGUGAGGAUGGGAGUCACUGCUGUCCUGACCAGUAUAAAUGUGACAAUAGCUGCAUGUCAUGCAUAAAAGGGGAAGUGGUGAUUCCAUGGUACACCAAGAUUCCAGCCAUUACCAGCGAUGAGGCCGAGCCCUCCUCUGUCCAGUGCGAAGGUGCAAACCAGUGUCCUGAACAAACCACCUGCUGCAAGCUGUUCACAGGCGAGUGGGGCUGCUGUCCACUCAAAAAUGCUGUUUGCUGUCCAGAUAAGGAGCACUGUUGCCCACAGGGUUACACCUGUGAUGUCUUAUCCAGAUCCUGCCAGAAGCUCAUCAUGAUGCAGCUGGAGAGAGUCCCACUGACACCGGUGUAUCUACUUGAGCCUCAACCCCAGCUCAGCCCAACAACGCACGAAGACAUCAAGUGCGAUGACAAGACCAGUUGCGGAGAUGAUGAAACCUGCUGCAGGACUUCUGCCACUUCCUGGGGCUGCUGUCCAUCUCCUAACGCGGUGUGCUGCAGCGACAUGAAGCACUGCUGCCCAACCGGGUACACCUGCACCGAAGAAGGCUCCUGCAUCCAGAACUCCAAGCUUUACUGGCCCAACUGGCACGUGUUCCUCGCCAACAAAAAAAGAGCCCUAAUUGUGUGAAAACGCCACCUCUAAACUGUUACUAGUUUUAGUUUUUGCAUAUAACGCACUAAUGGAGAAGGGAUCCUACAUUAAUUUUAAAAUGCUUUGUUUUUAAAUAACACUUUGGAAACGAUUUGCACCUCAGGUGCUAAGAUGUUUGCAAUCUUGAAGUUGAACGUUUCGGUCUGAAUGCACCUAAUUAUAUAGAUGACCGCGUGACUAAUGUAUUUAAGGAGUUAUCUUUGUUAUUCUAAGCACACUCAGUUUGUCACUUGAAACUCUACUCCAUCCACAAUAGAAGACAGUCGAAACACUCCACUUGUCAGUCAUCUGUUUCUUUAAGACUUGCUACAGCUGCCUUCUGUUAAAAAGGUCAUUUCUUUAUCAAUAAUAAUCAAUCUAAGCCUGAUCCAAUAUCUUUCAUUAUUCUGAACAUUCACUCUGAUCAUUUAAUGAUUUUGUGGUGUAAUUACUCAUUAAAUCUUGGGUUCAUAAUUUUGUGCAUUGGCUUAGUAAUCUGUGUUAAUGAGGCAAAGGUGAAGAAAUUCAUGCUUGGGUCAUCAUACUCUGUCAAACUGUCACAUUAUCUAUUAAAUCAAUAAAAGAGAAGUGACAUUAUUAAAA